This is a messenger RNA of Cyprinodon tularosa, 1029 nucleotides long. RefSeq lists its product as uncharacterized. The transcript is spliced from 4 exons. Gene Ontology annotation, molecular function: microtubule motor activity. Gene Ontology annotation, biological process: microtubule-based movement. The record is from RefSeq and is a predicted model, not a curated record. NCBI's taxonomy places the organism in Eukaryota, Metazoa, Chordata, Actinopteri, Cyprinodontiformes, Cyprinodontidae. The coding region runs from base 1 to 1029 and encodes 342 amino acids.
AUGACUGCAUCUUCAUCUCUGUGGCAACAGCUGGAGGGGGAGACUCCUCUGCCUCUGGGCUCCACAUGUCGCAGGAAACGCCUCCGUUCAUCAGGAGAGGAGGAGGCCCGGAGGAGCUGCGCCCGGCGGCCCAACCCGGAAGGCUCGCUGUCAGCCGGCGAGCUGAGCAGCUACGGCAAGCCGGAGGAGAGGGAGGAGGAGAAGCAGCAGAGACUGUGCCAGCGAUGUCACAUCAUGGCGUCGCAGCUGAACAGGCAGGCGGCCGCCCUGGCUGACACAGCGUCCAUGAAGGACCCAGCCUACGCCUCCUUCGUCUACGAUAAGCUCCGCCGCCUGCAGUGGCCUCACAGAGGCCGCCAUGCUUCCUCCGACUCGCACUGUAAUGUCUGUGGCGCCCCCUACCAGCAGCUGAGGCGUCUGGCUCUGCGUCGGGCUCUGGGCGCCAGCAGAGAGAUGACCCCUCGCCCGGCCACACCCAACGCCGCCCCACUCACCGCUACAACCCCCCCAUCAGAGGCCCCCUGGGAGGUCGACAGGCUACCGGUGAAGCAGCAGAGAUGGAUGCAUGAGGAGGAGCCACCGCUCCAUGGGGGAGGAGCUCCAUGGGGCUGGGGCGGCGUACGCAGCACCUACCUGGGAGGGGGCGGAGCCAAGGGGCUCGCCACGGUCACACCCCUGAACGCCCAUAACUACCUGGAGGGUGUGUGGAGGGUGUCUUGCUACAGACCGGAAGUUCAGCAGACUACGGGUUCGCCUUCAAGCCGGGGUUCUGUCACCAUCAGGACCCCAGAUGUCCCAGUUAAACCAGUGGCCCAAAGCAUCGCAACCCAGACCAGCCAGGCUCCCUCUGGUCCUGCUGCCUUCUUCAUCAGAUUCAGAACCAUGAAGGCUUCGGUUCAGAAGUCAAAGCCCGGCUCGUGUCGCUGCGAGAAGAAUCUAAUUGACAGAUUUACUAUUUUUAUCCUGGGUGAGGUUGGAGCUGUCAGCGAGGCUCUGCUGAGUUCAGGAGGUUCUGCUGCAUCUGCCUGA